AUCGUGAACCUGCUUGUUAGAAAAAGUGUUUAAAUAGAAGGAGAAGAAGUAGAUUCAGUGAUUAGCUGCUAACGUAGAGAAGGAGCCUCAGGAAGCAGAGUUUUAAUGCACAGCAGGAAGUUCAGUUCUCACUUUAAUCUUUGAUCAUUAUAUUCAUGUCAUCACAUAUUAACAGUUUACUUCUCACUGGUGUUCUGCAUGUUUUUCCUCUUCAUGGUUUGAAUGGGCAGUUGUGGUUGCAGUUGUUAGAAGCCAUGGUCCAAGCCAAGACGUGGGUCCUGACCAAACACUUCGAUGGCUUCCCGAAGGACAGCGACUUCCAGCUGAAGACGGAGGAGCUGCCCGAGCCCAAGGAUGGAGAGGUGCUUCUGGAGGCCUUGUUUCUCAGCGUCGACCCGUACAUGAGGCCGUUCAGUCGGGUUCGCAUGAAGGAGGGCGAGGUGAUGAUUGGAACUCAAGUGGCCAAAGUGAUCCAAAGUAGAAACCCAGCGUUUCCCGUGGGGAGCCAUGUGGUCGGGCGCUGUGGCUGGAGAACCCACACGCUCAGCGACGGCACGGGCCUUAUUCCCAUCAUGCCCGAGUGGCCUCAAGACGUCUCGUUGUCUCUGGCUCUGGGCACCAUCGGCAUGCCAGGGCUCACGGCGCUGUAUGGCAUCGAGGAGGUGUUGGGACUCCAGAAAGGUGAGACGCUGCUGGUGAACGCAGCAGCCGGCGCCGUGGGCUCCGUGGUGGGCCAGAUCGCCAAGAUCAAGGGCUGCAGGGUGGUGGGCUCGACUGGCUCUGACGCCAAGGUGGCCUUCCUCAAAGAGCUGGGCUUCGACGAGGCCUUCAACUACAAGACCGUGGGCUCCCUGGAGGAGGCGCUGAAGAGAGCGGCUCCGGAGGGAUAUGACUGCAUGUUUGAAAACGUGGGAGGCUCCUUUUCGAGCGUGGCCCUGCACCAGAUGAAGAACUUCGGAAGGAUCGCAGUGUGUGGGAGUAUUUCUGUGUACAAUGACUCCACACCUCAGGAGGGUCCGUACCCACAUCUCACCAUGAUCUUCAAGCAGAUAAAGAUGGAGGGCUUCAUGCAGUCCAGGUGGGAGCAUAAAAACCCAGAAUCCCUCAAGAGGCUGGUGGGAUGGUUGAAGGAGGGCAAAAUUCAGAGUCGGGAGCAUGUGACAAAGGGCUUUGAGAAGAUGCCAGCUGCUUUCAUGGGGAUGCUGCAGGGAGAAAACAUCGGAAAGGCCGUCAUCGCAGUCUGAACACGGGGUCGAGAACAGCAUCUGCAAAAAUAACUCUUAUCUACAUUUAAACAUGAAGGAUGAGCAAUACACAGGCACAAGGAACAAGAGGCUGACCCAUCAGAUGAAGCUGAUAAUAGAGUUUCUGAUAUGAAUAUAUCAGCUGAUACAUACAGGAUAAGAGAGGAAAACGUUAGGCUUGAUAUAUUUACAGUUUAUAACUAAAUUAAAUCUGCAAAUUUAAGGGCAGAUUUGUCUUAAAGACUCAUAUCCGUAGCCACCACCAUAAAGCAUUAUAGAUAAAGACACUUGAUAUUGAUACUUUUUAAAAACAUAAGUUGCAUUUACUUCUAGUUUAUUCAUUUUAAAGGUUUUCACAGCGGACAACGAUCCCCAUGUUUGAGUGAAUGUAAGUAGGGAGAGACCAGACAGCUGAUGGAAGAUACACAGGAUGGUUGUUCCUAGAUGAUCUGUGUGGAUCUGCUGCUAAAACUUCACGUACUGUUACAUAAUCAACCAGGUGCUUUCUAUUAAAUAAGCAAUUAUUAAGGCAAUAAACGUUUUUGUUUGAAUUAUC
Messenger RNA from Platichthys flesus (European flounder), 1800 nucleotides. Its product is annotated as prostaglandin reductase 1-like. Gene Ontology annotation, molecular function: 15-oxoprostaglandin 13-reductase [NAD(P)+] activity; 2-alkenal reductase [NAD(P)H] activity. The record is from RefSeq and is a predicted model, not a curated record. The coding region runs from base 156 to 1244 and encodes 362 amino acids. The transcript is spliced from 9 exons. Gene Ontology annotation, cellular component: cytoplasm. Lineage: Eukaryota; Metazoa; Chordata; Actinopteri; Pleuronectiformes; Pleuronectidae. Gene Ontology annotation, biological process: prostaglandin metabolic process.